UUUCACUUUGAUAUGGAGUCUGAAAAUGACAUACAUUCCAAAGUGGUAGACAUUUUAAAUAUCAGCCAGCAAAGUAGUGCAAAGCACCCUCUUUGCAUAGAAAAACUGUCAGAACUUUGUAGGCUUCAAGGUGGUCAGAAGGUCUUGUUAGAACACUUCAUUCCUCUUAUUCGACAUGUAUUAGUUGUUUACAAGAGAGAACAAAGUGUGGAAAGGGCUAUAUCUUUUAUUGUAGAUUUUGCGGUAUCUAGUGAUCAGGUGAUUCACGGAGAAAAAUUUUAUAGUAUAUUAAUUCGGUUUUUGCUACCUUUUACUCGAUGCGUCGGUAAACUGAAAAGCGAAAUAAUUGCACGUUCUCUUCGUUUUCGUUCGACUCAAAUCAUAGCAUCGGUGUUGAAUUCCCUCAGUGAUGAAUCAGAGCUAAGUGAUGAAUUAUGGCUUUCAAUUCAAAAGCAUUUAGUGGAACGCCUUCAGGACAAGGUAUCUCUUAUUCGAGUUCAGUCUUCCAUUGGUUUAACGCGCCUUCAAGAUUCCAGAAACAAAAACGAUCCCGUUACCAGAAUUUAUUUGCACCUUUUAAAUUCCGAUUCUAGCAAAGAAGUUAGAAAAGCUGCGCUUUUAAACGUUGUUAUCAACCGUUUAAACCUUGAGCAAAUUAUCACCAGAUGUCGGGAUGUGUCUCCUGAGGUAAGAAAAUGCACUUUUGAACUUUUGAGAGAUAGAAUUUCCAUAAAACAAAUCAGCCAUUCGCAUUGCAUAACUCUCUUGGAGAACGGCCUUUACGACCUUGAUGCAUCUGUUAGAGACGCAUGUAUCGAUCUCUGCUUGACCUGGCUUCGACAGCUGGACUUUGAUCUACCUAGAUUUUUGUCAUUUUUUGACGUUGAACAUAACGAAAAAUUGGUCGACAAAUUGCUCUGUAAACUUUUUCCAAGUAUACCAGUACCUGAGAGUUGCAUCAAUUGGAAAAGUUCGCCACUCACCCAUGAAUUUGCAAUAUUAUGGCGCAACUAUUGCCAAUACUUGAAGACAAAAAGAGAGCUUGAAUUGUUAGAACGAAUUUUACCUGAUAGCCUGGAUUUUAUUGACCUGAUCGAGAGCACGGAGGGAAGUUCGUUUUUUCUGCGUCAAAUCCUCAUGAUUGGAGGUUUAAUAGAUCACGUAGAUGAGUAUGAGCGAGAGACAGUUCAGAGUCGUCUGAAGGAUUUGCUUAUUUUUCCAGAAGUUGAGGAAUCGUUGGUUGAACUGAUUACUACUACACUGAAGAUAUUUUCAAAAAAUCAACACGAUUUUAUAGAUAGCUUGCACAAGUUAAUUUUAAGUAUUCGAGAACAAGCAAACGAAUCUGAAUUGCCGACAUCAUCAAUUGAUACGCUAAUUGAAUUAGAUUCGGACACAAAGGCUAUUAGAGAUCAGCUUGCCGCAUUAAAUGGCAUUAAGGCUUUAGACUUGAAUCCUACCGCCCUUUCUUUAGCGGAAUCAAAAGAAGAACAAUUAGAGGCCGAAUUGGAAGACGUUGUGGUCAAGGUAUCAAAGCGAGAAAAUAUCAGAAUAUGGUCGAUUAUCCGUUCCCUUGGGAUAUAUCGAGAAAUUUUAUCGCAUGCGACCGUUGAAGUGAUGCAGAAAAGUGAAUUUGCAAGUUUGCUGACUCGUUACGUUUUACCUGCAAUGGAAUGUGAUUCGGUCCAUGCUCGAAGUUUGGCAUUGAAAUGUAUUGGGAUGUAUAUGCGUUAUCUGCCAGAGAAGAACGAGCCGUAUUAUCGGCUAUGCUUACAUGCGGCCGAACAUGAUGAAGGUCCUAUUCAAGAGGUUGCUAUUAAGAUUCUUUUUGACUUGUUGAUUAUAUUUGGAGUCGAGGGACAACAAGAAAACGUGCUGAGAUAUUUACGAAAUCACCUGAAAGCUGCCUCUCCACAUACAACGCUUGCAGUUGAAGGAUUCGUUAAACUAUUUAUUGGUAAACGGCUAAGAGAUACAGAUAUCCUUAUGGACUUGUUGAUUCUACUGUUUGAUCCAAAACACCUUCUAGAUCUCAAAUUACAGCGAAUUCUAAGUUUGUUUUUUCCAGCGUUUUCCUUUGUGUCUUAUUCAAAUCAGCGUCUUAUUCUAGACACAUUUGUCCCGCUUUGCCGGAAAAUCUUUGGUUCUCCUCCUAAUUCUUCCCUUUCCAAGAUUUGUAUUCCUACCUUUCUCCAACUGUACGCAUAUCUUACUAAUGCUGAUCAGCGCAUCUCUGUAUGCAAGAAGCAGGGUCGUCAGUCCUCUGUUCCGGAAGAUGUCCCACACCUUCAUAAUUGUUUGGCUGUUUUAACUUUAUUGGAAAUUUGUGCGUCACCUGCUUCCAAGGAGGUCCAGAGCUUAUGCAAGAUUUUCGAGUAUCUUGUAAUCUGCCCUCAAAAGAAAUGGCUUGCAUGGAUCUUUUCACUUACUCAAAGAGCUAUAUCAGUCAUUUCUAAAAGUUCUCAGAAGAAUCUCCGUAUUUUCUUGAUGCGUAUCCGCCAUAUUGACCAUGCCUGUGCUUCUGUUGUUGUUUCAGACGACAAAAUAGACAUGUUGAUCAUCAAGGCGCAAGAAAAACUAUUAUCCAAUGAUUCAAUGUGGGAGUAUUUGAUGAAUGAAUCUCCCUCUUUUGUAUCGUCUUCCGAAUCUAUUUUAGGCCAAGUCAACAAAUUGGAACGAGUCGAUUUACUUUCCCUUGACAACGAAUGUGCGAGCUCAGAGCCGGCGCUAUUAGAUCACUCGUUAAGCGAUGAUAAAUCGGCCAGCACAUCUUCGGAAGCCAGCAUUUGUGUUCAGGAUAAAUUGGCGCCCCUUCUUGAGAUGCAAAGGUCGGACCUUUGUACCGGUGUUAUUUGUCAAGAUCCCGCUACUUUGCAUCAGACAAAAAUGCGCAAGAAGGCCAACGUUCUGAAGGCAUCUUCUCCUCAUUCUUUGAACACAAACCUGCCUUUUAGUCAUUCUUCACUGGCAAAAGAUAUGUACCAUUCUAAAGACAGUAAGCAAACCGCAUUGUUUUCAAAUGUACUGAAAGAAAAUGCUCAAUUCAAGCAGUCACCUUUGAAAGGAAGAUCACGCCGAGUCGAAGCAAAUUAGGUCUCAAAAACAAUCAUCUUCAAUAUGUUCAGUACACUUCUUGAAUUAUAUGGUUGGUCGGACAUCCCCCCUGUAUAGUAUAUAUUCUCGCUCACUAACACCUAAGAAUAGAGAAAAUUAUUAUUGUCAAGAGACACUUGGUUUUCUCUAUUUGCGAGAUUGUUCUCUGUUGGUUUUUACACACAUGGGACUACCCACUUCUUUGACAAUAAUUAGUUGUACCCCUUCUCUAGAAAAAAAAAUUACAAAAAUACAAUAUUCUAAUAAAGAGCAGUGUUUGUAACAAUUGGAUUGGUCGCUGUCAACCGUCCUUCAAUGA
Molecule: messenger RNA, 3412 nt
Organism: Schistocerca gregaria
Lineage: Eukaryota; Metazoa; Arthropoda; Insecta; Orthoptera; Acrididae
Product: condensin complex subunit 3-like
Exons: 2
Coding region: 13-3093 (1026 amino acids)
Biological process (GO): mitotic chromosome condensation
Cellular component (GO): condensed chromosome; condensin complex
Source: RefSeq, a predicted model, not a curated record